This is a messenger RNA of Aureobasidium namibiae CBS 147.97, 1014 nucleotides long. RefSeq lists its product as uncharacterized. Bases 1 to 1014 code for a protein of 337 amino acids. Gene Ontology annotation, molecular function: lipid binding. The transcript is spliced from 2 exons. Lineage: Eukaryota; Fungi; Ascomycota; Dothideomycetes; Dothideales; Saccotheciaceae. Gene Ontology annotation, biological process: eisosome assembly; endocytosis; negative regulation of protein kinase activity. The record is from RefSeq and is a predicted model, not a curated record. Gene Ontology annotation, cellular component: eisosome filament; plasma membrane.
AUGGCCAGUCUCCGCGGCCACCAACAGCCCGAUCUCUCCAAGAAGCUCUACCGCUUGAUCAAGACCGAGAACCACGCCAUUGGCGCAUACGAAGCUGCUGCCAAGGAGCAGGCCAACAUCGCCUCCCAACUCAGCGACUGGGGUGAGGAGACUGGUGACGACGCCAUCUCGGAGAUCUCAGACAAGCUUGGUGUUUUGCUGGCUGAGAUCGCCGAGCAGGAGGAUGUUCUGGCUUCCGGCCUUGAGGAGAGCAGAGGUGUCCUCAAGCAGAUCCGCAACACCGAGUCUUCAGUUCAGCCCUCGCGCGACCAAAAGGCCAAGAUUGCCGACGAGAUCCAGAAGCUGAAGUACAAGGAGCCCAGCUCUGUCAAGAUUGUCACCCUCGAGCAGGAGCUCGUCCGCGCAGAGGCUCAGUCUCUCGUCGCCGAGGCUCAGCUUACCAACAUCACCCGCCAGAAGUUCAAGGAGGCCUACGACCUUCACACCGCCGCUAUCAUCGAGCGCGCCGAGAAGCAGAUCCUGCUGGCCAAGAACGCAAGAAAGUUGCUUAACCUCGUCGACGAUACUCCCAUUGUCCCUGGAGACGUCCACCCCACCUUCUCCCACGCUGAGACUGCAAGAGAAGUCUUGAACGUUGCCGAAGACGAGCUUAGAGCCUGGACUCCCAACGUUGAGCCCAUUCACACCAACGCUGGUAACCUUGGUACCAACGCCAUGCCCGCUGCUCCCGUGUCCUCGCAAGGUGCUGCUCCCACUCAGCACUACGCCCAGCAGUCCGAGUACCCCACUCAGCACUCCGAGCACCUUACUCAACAGUCUGAAUACCCUACCCAGCAGUCUGAGUACACUCAGCACGCCGACCAGUACGCUACUUCGUCCGAGCCCUCUGUCGUUGGUCAAGAGCCAGUUGCAUACCAGACCCAGACCUCAGCCCAGCCUACCGAGACAUCCUACGCUACUGACGAGCACGACCACGAACAUGCUCGCAGUGUAGCUUCUCGUGUUCUCGGCUAG